AUUUGGGGAAAAUAAAAAGCGUGUUUUGUACUGGUAAAAUGGUUGGCUGUUAUUUGACUUAUUGAGUUAUUUAAAAUAUCACAUUGACGACUGAGGAAAACUGGAAAACGUUGAGAAGAGAAUUGCUAUACUACACCAAAGUAGUGGCUGCUGGAAGCAGCGGAUACUGCAUGCUACCAAAGAGUAGCGGCUGAUUUUCAGCGGUCAAAUAGAAGACUACCGAUCGGGUAGUGGCUGUUCAAAACAGCGGUAGGUUACCAAAGGGUAACGGCUGUAGUGAAACAGCGGAAAUUGCCACGAGUAUUAACGUGAGAAGGCUACCGGGUGUAGCGGCUGUGAAGCAGCGAAUAAAUGCCAAAAAGGCAAAGUGGAUUCCGUACGGAACGGAAAGCUAUUUAGAAAUAACGGCUCGCAUAGCGAUAGAGAACAAAAGAAGUUUAAAGUGAAGAAUCGACAAAUUGAUGCUAUCUCCAAAUUGUCACGAUGGACAAGUGGGAAAUUAAACCAUUUAGUUUCAAAUCCUUGCAUAGGAAUACGGUGCGUGACGAGUGGAUGAAAUAUAAGCGGAAUUUCGAUUUCGUCGUCGCGGCCACUGGUGAAACCGAUAAAGAUCGUAUCCGAAACAUUUUCCUCGCAAAGGGCGGGCCGGAUCUUCAAGAAGUGUUUGCGUCCAUUCCUGGAGCUGACGUGAAGGAUGACCCGAAGAACGGAAUCGAUUCAUACGCGGUAGCUAUUGAAAAACUUGACACCUACUUUGCACCCAAGCAACACGAUACGUUUGAGCGUAAUCUGUUCUGGACAUUGAAACCGGAUCCAGAAGAGACCCUGGUGAAGUUUACGCUCCGUUGCCAAGAGCAAUCAACUAAAUGUGACUUCGGGAAGUCUUCUGAAGAGAGCAGAUCCAUCAGCGUUAUCGAUAAAAUUAUUUUGUUUGCUCCAAGUGAUUUAAAAGAGCAAUUAUUGCAAAAGGAUAAUCUAAAAAUUGAUGAAGUCACGAAAAUAGUGAGCUCAUAUGAAUCGGUCAAACAUCAGGCUCGAACAAUCAGUUGCUCCGCUAGUGGUUUUUCUGAGAAUGCUAUAUUGAGUCAAGAGGCAACCAGCUCUGUCAACAGGAUUCGACCUUCGACUUCGAGGGAGUGCAUACGUUGUGGCAAAGUGGGCCACUAUGCGUCCGAUCCUAAGUGUCCAGCGAGAGAUAAAGAAUGCAAUAAAUGCAAGCGCUUCGGACACUUUGCAAAUCAAUGUCGAACAACCGGUUCAGUGAAGCGUAAAUUCGAGGGGCCCAAAUUCAGUAACAAACACCCACGACAGGAACGGAUUCGUGAAAUAAGAGCUAAUACUGAACGACAAGAAGAUGUGAAGGAUAAAAGCUUCAUAUUCAAUAUUUCGGAUGGUGACGAACUAAUUAGGAUGUCUGUAGGAGGCAUAUUGCUGCAACUAAUGGUCGAUUCGGGGUGCAAGAGGAAUAUCAUUGAUGAACAAUCUUGGAAGUACUUAAAAGCAAACGGCGUUGAAAUUUGGAACCAGAAGAAAGAGUGCGAUGAAGUAUUCCUUCCAUAUGGCGAGAAUGCGAAACCCCUGACGGUACUAGGCUCAUUCGAUACUUCUAUUACGAUUGAAGAUGUUGGAAAGAUAACGGAAAAGGUAGCUACGUUUUACGUAAUUCGAGGAGGUCAACAGUGUCUUUUAGGCAGGACAACUGCUACCGAGCUAGGUGUUCUCUUCGUUGGCUUGCCCAGUACUCGUGGUGUUAAUGCAGUAAAGGUUGAGGAAAAACGUUCGUUCCCGAAAAUCAAAGGGGUUAAGGUAUCUAUACCGAUUGAUAAAACCUUCCCACCUGUGUGCCAAAACCCAAGACGACCCCCAAUAGCUUUGAUGGCGAAAAUCGAGGACAAGUUGAACUCCCUCUUGGCGAACGAUAUCAUUGAACCAGUGGAGGGUGGUUGUCCAUGGGUAUCACCUUUAGUUACUGUCAUCAAAGAUAAUGGUGACAUACGCUUGUGCGUUGAUAUGCGUCGGGCAAAUGUUGCUAUUCUGCGAGAAAGGCAUCUGAUGCCCACAAUUGAUGAUUUUCUUCCACGGUUCGCUGGUGCGAAGUACUUUAGUCGCCUCGAUAUUAAAGAGGCAUUCCAUCAGGUAGAACUUGACGAGGACAGUCGAUAUAUAACGACCUUCAUCACCCACAUGGGCCUAUUCCGCUACAAGCGCCUUAUGUACGGGAUUGUAAUCGCUCCAGAGAUAUUUCAGAGGAUACUUGAGCAAGUUUUGAGCCGGUGUAGCAAAAACGCCGUGAACUUUAUUGACGACAUAUUGAUUUUCGGUAAGACAGAAGCGGAACAUAACGCGGUGCUUGAGUUGGUACUGUCCACUCUUAAGGAGUUUGGGGUACUACUCAAUCAAAACAAAUGUAUUUUCAACGUCCAAAAGCUGGAUUUCUUAGGACACACUCUUUCAUCACAAGGCAUACAACCCGCUCAGGAUAAGAUUUUGGCCAUCCGGAAAUUCCGUGCGCCUUCCAGUCCGGAAGAAGUUCGUAGUUUUAUAGGCCUCGUUACGUAUAUCGGACGUUUCCUCCCAAAUCUGGCCACCAUCUCCUCUCCUCUUCGAGAAUUAACUUGUUCCGGAGUGAAAUUCGAAUGGGGCGAAAGCCAACAACGAUCGUUCAUCAAAUUGAAAGAGAUGAUUUCGAAUGUAAACCUGCUUCGUUUUUUUCGACAAUUCGCUGCGUACUCGCGUCAUUGCAGACGCCUCACCGGUUGCUUUGGGUGCUGUCCUUGUGCAGUUUAA
This is a messenger RNA of Toxorhynchites rutilus septentrionalis, 2787 nucleotides long. RefSeq lists its product as uncharacterized. NCBI's taxonomy places the organism in Eukaryota, Metazoa, Arthropoda, Insecta, Diptera, Culicidae. The transcript has 4 exons. The coding region runs from base 484 to 2787 and encodes 767 amino acids. The record is from RefSeq and is a predicted model, not a curated record. Gene Ontology annotation, molecular function: zinc ion binding; nucleic acid binding.